AUGGACAGCCCUGACUAUCCACUUGACAACAAGUAUGAUGCUGAUAUAGCGAUGCCAAUCGCGAUCAAGCCGGUUACUCAUUUUCUUCUGAUCCCUGCUUCACAAUUUCUGAUGAACCCUGACAACUCUUAUCUCGGCAGCUUAACCAAAUCAGAAAGAGCCAACAAGGUAAAACGCUACCUUGAAAAGAAACAUUCCCGAGUCUAUGAUAAAAAGGUACAUUUUUUAUAGUAAAUUAAUAGUUUUUGGGUAACUAGGCCUUAUUACGCUGAUUUAAUAUAAAUAGGAAUAAAGGUAUCAAAGCCGAAAAGACUCUGCCGAUAAAAGGACGCGGGUUUGUGGAAGAUUCGUGAAACAAGAGACCCCUUCUCGAAGCAGCACGGAGGACGAAAUAAGCAUGGCUUGCUUUAAAAUAGAUAGCGACUCAGCUGUUGACGAAAAUUCAAUGGCGGCGCUUUAA
Blepharisma stoltei is the source of this 460-nucleotide messenger RNA. NCBI's taxonomy places the organism in Eukaryota, Ciliophora, Heterotrichea, Heterotrichida, Blepharismidae. The record is from the annotation of a GenBank genome assembly.